AGAGUAUCUGAAGAGAGUGUUGCUUAUUUUCGUCUCUCUGUGAAUUUUUGGCAAAAUGCUCCACGGAAUCAUUUGCGUCUUCGUCGGAUUGGGCAUCAUUUUCUACAUUUACAUGACCUGGCACUUUGAUUACUGGAAGAAGAGACACAUUCCAUCGCCAGCACCGCGCUUUUUGCUGGGAAACUUGCCCGGAGCGGUGAUACAGAAGAGGCACAUGUCGUACGACAUUGACGAUAUUUACAAAGAAUACAAGAGUCAACAUGGAUUUGUGGGCAUUAUCAACAUGCGACAGCCACAUAUUCUGGUAAUUGAUCCUCUCCUGGUGAAGCAAGUCCUUAUUAGUGAAUUCCACUCAUUUGCGGACAAUUCAUUCGCCCACUUCACUGAUAAGAAGACCGAUCCGAUCUUUGGAAGGAAUCCUUUCAUAUUGAAAGGAAAAGAGUGGGAGGAAAAGCGAGCGGAAAUCACACCGGCGUUCACAACUUCAAGAAUUCAAACCAUGAAUCCUGUCAUAGAACACGUGUGCAAGAGGAUGACCAAGUAUCUGCAAUACAAAAUCCAACAGAGACCAGAUGGAUUCGAAGCUAAGGAAUUGGCAGCAAAGUACACCACUGAUGUGAUGUCAAGUUGUGUCUUUGGACUUGAUGGCGGUUCUUUCACUGGUGGCAAAGCCAUCAUCCGAGAAAUGGGAAAGAUCCUUUUCACGCCCAAUUGGAGGAUCUUUGCAUACUUUGUGGUGGCUCAGGUUUUCCCUUAUCUGCCAAAAGUCUACAAGCUUGCCUUCGUGCCGAAAGUCGUUGAGCAGUUUUUUGUGGAAAUCAUGAAAGACGCCGUUGCCUUUCGUCGUCAAACCAACGUCGAUCGCUUCGACUAUCUUCACUACCUUCUCGAGUUGCAGGAGAAGAAGAACCUUAAUGAUUUGGACAUGGUUGCUCAUGCAAUAACAUUCUUUAUUGAUGGCUUUGAGACAUCCAGUGUCGCUAUUUCGUAUACACUUUACCAACUUGGGCGCAACAAGCGAGUUCAAGAUAAACUGAGGAAAGAGAUAAGAGACACACUGGCAAAACACUCUGAGUUAUCUUAUGACGUUGUCGCCGAAAUGCCUUAUCUCAAUCAGAUAUUCAUCGAGGCACUAAGACUGCAUCCACCGUUCAGUGUUUUCUGCAAGACUUGCACAGAAACCAGCGAGUUCAGACUGAGUCCUGGGGAGUUCAGAAGAGUGGACAAAGGCAUGCAAAUACUGAUUCCGACCUACAGUUUGCAUCGAGAUCCAGAAUACUACGAUCAGCCUGAUAAGUUCAUGCCGGAGCGCUUCAAUCCGGAACACGGCGGCGUCAAGGCGUAUCGAGAUAAGGGUGUUUUCUUCCCCUUCGGCGAUGGACCCAGAAUUUGCUUAGGGGAAAAAUUCGCCAUGGCACAAGUCAAGGCAGCGAUAGUUGCGAUAGUGAAGAGCUUUGAAAUAAGUGUUAAUGCUAAGACCAAAACACCACUGGCUUUGGAUGCGAAGCAAUACAUUUCCUAUCCAAUUGGAGGACUUUGGCUGGAUUUCAAAACAUUAUAAUAAAUAAGGAAUAAAUAGGGAUAUUAAGACACACUUGUUUCU
Molecule: messenger RNA, 1603 nt
Organism: Phlebotomus argentipes
Lineage: Eukaryota; Metazoa; Arthropoda; Insecta; Diptera; Psychodidae
Product: probable cytochrome P450 28d1
Exons: 3
Coding region: 56-1561 (501 amino acids)
Molecular function (GO): heme binding; iron ion binding; monooxygenase activity
Source: RefSeq, a predicted model, not a curated record